This is a messenger RNA of Peromyscus maniculatus bairdii (prairie deer mouse), 4220 nucleotides long. It is a transcript of the gene Ncr3lg1, whose product is annotated as natural killer cell cytotoxicity receptor 3 ligand 1. Lineage: Eukaryota; Metazoa; Chordata; Mammalia; Rodentia; Cricetidae. Gene Ontology annotation, biological process: heterophilic cell-cell adhesion; homophilic cell-cell adhesion. Gene Ontology annotation, cellular component: adherens junction. The record is from RefSeq and is a predicted model, not a curated record.
UUCUGCAGCGGCCGCAGCACCGCCCCGCAGCACAGGCUCCUGGUGCCCAGGAGCGCCAGCUUCACAGGGGAGACAAACACCGCAUGACGGUCCUCUGGGGUGGGCUUGCAUCUUGUAAUUUCUAGAAGAUCUGUGGACCGAAGAUACAGAUUUGACUCCCAGGUGCUCUUGUGUGUGGCCCACCAUGCUCUGAGGGGGCCUCCCCUGCUUCCCUACUCAGCUGGUGGCAGUGCGUGUCCUGCUGCUCAUGACAAGAUGACUUCGCAGAGUUGCCAGAGGGGUCCAGGGAGUGCACACAUGAACUACAAGGGCCCAUGCCGUACUGCCUUCUGCAGUCAUACCUCUUCCCUGCGUGGCUGCAACCUAGAACCUCCCAACAGAUGUGGAGGGCAGAGCAAGCCAGUUCCGCCCGGCACUGUGGGCUCCUCAUGGGUGACUGGCUUGCUGAGGAUGCUAUUGCUUCUGUGGUACAUGUCCAUGGCAGGUGGGCUGGAAGUGAAGACCACAGAGACACAGACGGUUUUCUUACACGACAAUGUCACUGUACCCUGCAAAAUCCCGGGGUCACCCCACCUGGACAUCACGAUUGUGGGAAUCCUCUGGUUUUGGAAGAAAGAGCGGAAUGAAUCUGAGGCCUCCAUAUACCAGUUUUAUGGAAGUUACCGGGAGGCGACCCGACCUGGAGCCAAUGUGUCAUUGUUGGGGCUGGAAUGGGGCGAUGCCUCACUCCAUCUGCCCAAGAUCGAGCUGAGUGACGCAGGAGAGUACCGAUGCAAGCUGGUGGUCACCCCUCAACAGGCAGAGGGGACGACCAGGCUAGAUGUCGUGGCUUCUCCGGCCGUGAAAUUGUUUGUGAAACCAGCUACAGAGAGAAAUGGUGAAGAAGAGCACGUUAUAUGCAAGGUGGAUGGGUUCUACCCAGCAGCCAUUGACAUAAAGUGGGAGGAGAGCACCCUGAAUGAUCCCCACUUCCGAGCGAUCACUGAGGGCAUAAUCACUGGUCCCGCUGUGAGGAAUGAUGAUGGUACCUUCAGUGUUACCAGCUCCUUGGCCCUGAAACCAGCCCUGGAAGACCACGGGAAUACCUUCACCUGUGUGGUGUCCCACAGAUCCUUACUUGACUCCAAGAGGCUCAGUGUUACACUGCCUGGGAAAAGACCUAUGGAGAUAUACUUUACCAUUGUUGGUCCCUGUGUUCUCCUGGGUUUGGUGAUAGUUUAUUGCCUCUGGAGAUGGGGCAGUGGGAGAGUCAGACAAGGAAAUAAGGACCUCUGGGCUGCAGAGAUGAUGCUCUUGUAGAGGGCCCAGCACCCACAUGGCGGCUCACAACCUCUUGAAAACAUCUCAUCUCCACUGGAUCAUGCACACCUAUGGUGAACAUAAACUCAUGCAGGAACGCACACAAACACAUAAAGAUAAUACAGAAAUAAGUCGGCUUGAAGAAGAGGAAGAAGAAAAAAAGAAAGGCUGCUGAUACAACACAGACCAGCUGUUUUCUGGAAGUUAUUUUCCUAGUUGGGGCUGAGCCAAUGGGAAGCCUGUGCGUAAGGUUUUACGGAUCUCUAAUCUGAUCUAGGUGCUGCUUGUCAUCUUACAGGAACCCUUAAGUGAAGGGGUGCAAAGGCAGUGAGUGGCUCGACCUGGGUCCUCGCAGAGCUGUCCUUCUGUCUUUACUUUGUCGUCCCUCUGUCUUUACUUCGUCCACAAGUGGGCAGUCCCUUGACUUCGUGGCGUUUGCUAAGAAAAUUUAAGCUGCAAUUUUUAAAGACCCAUUUUUAGGAUUAUUUUCUACGUGAGACACUUAAUCAUGAAAACACAGUGAGCCAAAGCUCCCAGUGAAAACGGUCCGUGGGGGCGUUUCCAGCUCUAAGUGCCUACUAAGAUAAAUAACUUAACGAUGCACCGCAGGGCCUUGAAAAACAAGCUCAAGCCAAACCCCAAAUCUGUAGUGGGAAAGAGUUAAGAUCAGGGCAGGGAUUGAUCAAACGGAAAUGAAAAAUUACAAAAUUUGUAAAUCUGAUCAACAAAUCCCAGCUAACUGGCAGAAAGCAAAGCCUCACCUAAUAAAGUCAGAGGUGCCAAAGGAGCCAUUCAGAAACUCAGGGAGCACCAGGACAUUCUUUAAAAGUAGAUAUUCCACUAAAUUAGAAAAUUUUAAAGUAUUGGAUGAAUUACUUUGUGGAUAUGAUCUACCAGAAUUAAACCCAGAUGAGAUAAAUGAUUUAAACAAAACUGUUAGGAGCAGUGAGAUUGAUGUUGCAAUAAUACUGGUGAUAAUGAUAAUAAUAAUGAUAAACAACAACAUCACCAAACAAAGCAGUGUUCAGGCCCUGACGGAUUCACUGGUAAAAGCUACCAGAUGGUCAAUGAAGUGCUGUCAGCAGCCGCUCUGAAGGGAGGAAAGACCACUGCCAAACUCCCUUACAAGCCCAGCGUUAGCACCAGAACAAAACUGGAUGGAGACACAACAAGAAAGGAAGGAAGGUUGUUUUUCUAAACACUCGUUAUUUAUUUAUUUAUUUAUUGCAUGCGUGUGAGCUUAUCCGUGGAUGUGGAGGUCAGGACCGUGGAGGUCCUGUUUCCACUCCGGCAGGAGAGAGGGUGUCCACUUUCUCCGCCCUUAUACAAUACACUUCUUGGAGUCUUAGCUAGAGCAGUAUGACCGGAGAAGCAAACAAUUAUUUAUAUCUAUCUGUUUAUCUAUCGUCUGUCUGUCUGUCUGUCUGUCUGUCUGUAAUCGAGGCAAAUAGAAGGAAUGUCAGGACCUGUAAGAUGGCUCAGCCUGGGCCCCUGAGUUCCAUCCCAGAACACAAGUAAAGGUGGCGGGAGAGAGCCAACUUUGUCUGGUUGCCCUUUGACCUCCACGCACUCUCCAUGGCAUGCCCUUCCCAUCAUGCACAGACACAAUAAAACAAGGAGUGUGGAGUAGAGAUAUGAAGGAAACACCAAAGUCUCCUGAUGUGCAAGUGACGAAUGCACGAGAGACCCCAACAAUGCCACCCGUAUACUGCCUAUGUUGAUGUUUUCAAGUGACCUUUAGUGUCUGUGACUAGGAAUUUGUAGAGCUGGGUAUCUGAACUUGAUGUAUUAUUCAAAAGUUUACAAAGCCAAGUGACCCAUGGCUGCUCUCUUUUAUACGAAAUGUAUCAAGACCAAGGAAAGACUUGACAAGCACAACCCUGCUAUGUGAAGCCGUGUCUACCUCUGUUUGCCUUGAAAUAAGUGUUUUGUUAUGUUUGUAUGAGAUGCACUUUCACUGCAGAGAAGGGUCUGUUUGUGGACACAGUUCUAAAAUCGUUUACGGUGUAGAACCAUUGUCCUGCGGGCCAGAGUCUUACGCUAUUCUUCACUAACAGAUGGUGAGUUAAUAGAGAAGAGAUUUCUGUGCAAUGACGGUGAUCGGUGCUGGCCCCUUCCUAGUGUUACGUAAGCCUUCGAAGAUGCACAGCUUAGGAGAACAGGAAGUUAACGGCCUCCAAACUAGAACUGGUAAUGGUGCUGUCUGAGGCAGGCUAGGAAAACAGCGGGGAGAAGGGAGAGGAUGGAAUGCCCUGCCCUGGAGUCUGGUUGGAGCCUCUCACAGUUUGAGUUGUGUGACAGUGGCUGACGACAGGUCAUUUACGUUAAGAGUGUUAAAAGAGCAACACGCCAGGCCUUGGCGGACCAGGGAAGGCCUCCCCCCUCUCCCGCAUGUUAUUGGGAACCUCCCAAUAAGAAUCGCUGUGUUUACCGUGUUUACCAAGGAAAGACUUGACAAGCAUAACCCUGCUACGUGAAGCCUGUGUUUACCGUGGGAUGCUCUAACUGCCCGUGUCUCUGCAACCUAGACUUGUCCGCUGCCAGGGGCACCUCAGGGGCUACCCUGUGGAGACAGUGGCUUCCAGAGCCAUCCGAAUUCUUUGUGUAAGCCAGACACGGCAUUGCACAGCUUUAAUCUAGCACUUGGAGGCAGAUGUCUGUGAGUUUGAGGCCAGCUUGAUCCACAUAGUGGGUUCCAGGCCGACAUAAGGAGACACCGUCUUAAACAAGUAAGAUAAAUAGUAAAUUCUAUGUAUUAGUAUUGUAAAGCCGAUGAAGGGCGGCUGUUCUCUGGGAAGCCCUCAAUCAUGGGCUCUGAUUUUUUUUUUUUUUUUUUUACUUUCUCCCAAGUGCCUUUUCUCAAUAAUUGUAUUGAAAUGUAUAGUAAAAUCUUUUUGUAAUAAACUCUAAAUAUCCUUUGC